AUGGCUGAACCAGAUGCAAAGGCCGCCCCGGCGAGUGGCUCGUCUGGUGGUCCCUUGAAACGGGAAAAGCCACCAAAUCCAGUAUGGAGAAUGAUGGGUCUGCCCAAUAUUCGCAUGAAGCUCCCCUCACGCAACUGGAUGAUAUUCCUCUCCAUAACUGGAUCCUGGACUGCGGCAGUCAUGUACGACCGUCGCCAGAAGAAGCGCAUACAGCAGAAGUGGGCCAAGGUUGUAGAAGACAUUGCGAAGGAGCCGCUCGAUCCACACCAGUUACCUCGCAAAGUCACCAUUUACAUAUCUGCACCACCGAUGGACGGACUAGUUUCAGCGCGCGACCAUUUCCACGAAUACGUCAAGCCGAUUCUUGUCGCGGCCGCGCUGGACUGGGAUGCGAUUGAGGGCCGGAGAGAAGGAGAUGUCAGAGCUGGGCUUGCAGAACGGAUACGGAAGUUGCGGAAGCGGAGGGGUGAGCCUUCAUCCGAGCCGAUUGAAGAAGGGCUCGAGGAGGAAAUAGAGGCACUGAGACAAAGAUCUGGAGUGCGUGAAUGGACGGGGCCUGGAGGAGACGUUGUUAUUGGACGACACACAUGGAAGGAAUAUGUCAGAGGGUUACAUGAAGGCUGGCUAGGACCACUAGAUGCUCCCAAGCCUGUUGUGGCGCCCGUUGAGAGUGUGAUUGCACCAGCGGAGCCACCAGAGCCAUCGCAAUCUGCCACAGGAUCAGCCGAGUUGGCUGGAGAUACCGGGGCUAUUGCAUCUACGGACGAUGCAUCACCCAUCGCUGUACAUGAAGCACCCAAGGUCGAAGAAGAAAAGCCCAAGGUCGAAGAAGAAAAGCCCAAGGUCGAGGAAAAGAAACCCAAGAAAAAAACACAACCAGCACCCUUCAUCACUACUGCCGAAUACCAAAACGCCACACUCUCCCCCAAUUGCCCUCAAUCGCUGGGUCCGGCCGCAGUAAUCCCUUUCCCACAUUUGCUAGGAUUCCUCAACUUCCCAAUUCGCAUGUAUCGUUUCUUGAAUAGACGGCAAGUAGCCGAGGACAUUGGCCGCGAGACAGCCGCCGCUGUACUCGGGGCAUACCGGCCUUUUGAGACUCCUGGAGAGGCAUCUGUAACCACCAACGAAGAGGGAUACAACAGUGCACAAUGGGAGCAACAACGACUCCUCGCCCACGAAGAGCCCGACUGGCACAAAAAGACACGGAAACAUGAAGAAGGUGAAACAAAAGAAAGAGUAUGGCUAGAUGAGAUGGUGCUUGAUCCCCGGAUUGCAGAGCGCAUGAGGAGAUUUGUACUUGACGCAGAGGUUGAAGAUCGCGCAAAAAAUGUCACACUCGAGCCAAAAGAAUCACGGUUUUCGUCACUGUGGCCAAAGGAGAAGAAGAAGGCGUCUGCUCUUGGCCUGAAUGAGGCGUUGGGUGUUGGCUUGGCGAUGAAUUGCCCCGCCAAUGACCGAAGCUUCGAGUUCAACUUCAGUGACCACAAGCUUACAGCACCACACGUUUUCCCGGUAACCUUGGUACUCGAGAGGCCAUUUUUGCCCUAA
This is a messenger RNA of Plenodomus lingam JN3, 1548 nucleotides long. RefSeq lists its product as uncharacterized. The record is from RefSeq and is a predicted model, not a curated record. Lineage: Eukaryota; Fungi; Ascomycota; Dothideomycetes; Pleosporales; Leptosphaeriaceae.